AGAGCGAGGUAACGAAACAACAUUCGCGUCCUACGGACUUUAUUUGUUCCCCAGAAAAUCAGUUUUUCAGGACCAAAAAUAUUGCAAUGUAUAGCAACUUAUAAAAUACUUAUUAUUUUUUACACUCUUGUGUAAAAACGGAUAAAAGAUGUCUCUUUUCUUCGUAAAUGCAUACUUGCUGUACAUUCUCCAUUUUUUCGUCCUCAUAAAUUUGUGUUGAAUACUUAGGAAAGUAUUCAUUGUAGUAAUCAGGAUAGCGAAGUGGAAGGCGACUCGAAUGGGGACCUUCAAAUCGCUUCGCCUGGGAGUUCGGAGGCCCAAGUAGCUUUGGGCCAAUUUUGGCCUAAAGUUACAGAGGAAAUUAAGAAAAUAACAACGAUGGACCUGAAGACACAAUCGCUACCUCUUGCGAGGAUAAAGAAAAUAAUGAAGCUCGACGGCGAUGUAAAAAUGAUAAGUGCCGAGGCCCCGAUGCUGUUUUCAAAAGCGGCCGAAAUUUUUAUCCACGAGCUGACACUUCGAGCCUGGGUACACACAGAGGACAAUAAGAGAAGAACUCUUCAAAGGAACGACAUCGCAAUGGCGAUAACAAAAUAUGAUCAGUUCGAUUUUCUGAUUGAUAUUGUUCCGCGGGACGAACUCAAGCAGAGCAAAGCGCAAGGCGAUAACACUGUUCGUACCUCCAUGAAUUCGGACCAGGUUCAUUAUUAUUUCCAACUGGCGCAGCAGCAUGCCUCGGCCAACCAAAACGCGCAAAACAAUGGAAAUAACGCUCAACCGUUGCAGAUUGUCCAACCCAGUUCCGGACAAAUUCAGACGAUUAACAUCGGCACCUCAGAUGACCCUAAUACGAAUACAACGCAAACGGUAACGGUACAAAGCCCACAGCAAGCGUCGGGUCAACAAGUAAUUCAACUUCAGCAGGCGCAACAGCCACCCGCGUCUCAAGGAGGCGGAAUUCAGAUCGUGCAACAAAUAGUGACACCUAGUGGCGAAAUUCAACAAAUACCUAUUCAACUGACGCCGCAACAAUUACAAAUGAUUAGGAUGCAAGUGCAGGGCGGUAGUAAUCAACCAAUAAUAAUCCAAGCCGCGCCAAUUCAAGCACAACCGCAAUUGAUUCAAGUCAAUCAAGGCGGACAACAGCCAGUUUUUCUCCAAACGAGCAACGCCGAUAACGAGUGACUUUCAUCUCAAUGAAAGAGUUUCACUCUCUUUAAUAUCAAGAUUUCGAUACUUUAUGAUCAGAAUGCGCGGAAAAAGAAUUAAUAUUGAAUCAAGAAAAUACCGUUACCAGUACGGAUAUUUUCUCGAUUUAAUGCUAAUUUCGUUUCGUUUAGAAUUCUCUUUGUUCCAUUGCAAAUUCGAAAGAAUUCAGGAGACAUAAGUUGGAUAAUUUGUGGGUGGAAAGGAGGAAUGGGCAGAGUUUUUCAGUUGUAAGCUAUCUCUAUUUGAUGUUUCUGUGAAACAAUUUCCUACGAUUUGAUGACGAUUUUCGAAGGUUAAGAGCUAUUCUAAAUAAACACAUUUUCUUAAGAAAUA
Messenger RNA from Belonocnema kinseyi, 1542 nucleotides. It is a transcript of the gene Nf-YC, whose product is annotated as nuclear transcription factor Y subunit gamma-like. NCBI's taxonomy places the organism in Eukaryota, Metazoa, Arthropoda, Insecta, Hymenoptera, Cynipidae. Gene Ontology annotation, cellular component: nucleus; CCAAT-binding factor complex. The record is from RefSeq and is a predicted model, not a curated record. Gene Ontology annotation, molecular function: DNA-binding transcription activator activity, RNA polymerase II-specific; DNA binding; protein heterodimerization activity. Bases 379 to 1185 code for a protein of 268 amino acids. Gene Ontology annotation, biological process: regulation of DNA-templated transcription. The transcript is spliced from 6 exons.